Molecule: messenger RNA, 1068 nt
Organism: Physella acuta
Lineage: Eukaryota; Metazoa; Mollusca; Gastropoda; Physidae
Product: putative G-protein coupled receptor frpr-1
Biological process (GO): G protein-coupled receptor signaling pathway
Cellular component (GO): membrane
Molecular function (GO): G protein-coupled receptor activity
Source: RefSeq, a predicted model, not a curated record
AUGUCUUCAGAGAGCAUAAUACAGCAAGGAUAUGAUAACGGAUCAGCUACAACUGUCUCAGGGAAUGUGACAUCAACAAACACAGCUGGUGCUUCAGUGUAUAUCAGUCCAAUAGUUCUCGAUUUCUUCUUGACCUUUAACCUAUUGAUAUGCGGGAACAUCGUGGGGUUAUUGGGAAUCUCAGGAAACAUCAUCAACAUCAUCGUCUUUUACAAGCAGGGCUAUGAGGACAGCGUCAAUAUAACUUUAACUGCUCUGGCUGUCAGUGAUAUCGGGGCGUUGGUGUUUGUGUUGAUGGUCAUUGUCAUGAUUAAUCCGUGGUUUCUAAACGUCGAUGUUUCUAUUGUUCAUAUAGACGUUGCAACGAUGCUGGCCUUUUACCCACACAAUUAUUUCAUCCGUGUGUGUGGGUUCAUCACGGCCUUCGCGUCGUGUGAGAGAUGUCUGUGUGUUUUGGUGCCCCUUAAAGUCAAACAAAUUGUCACCAAAAGAUUUUCUCUUCUAGUCAACGUGUUUAUUUUUAUUGUUAUGCUAUUGGAUUUAUUCCCUGUGUAUUACGUUGUUUAUCUAGAUUGGACAUUUAUUCCUAAUCAAAAUAAGUCACUUAUUGCGUCUAACUAUCGACAAAAUCCGUUUGCUAUAUUAAGAUAUACAUAUUUCGUUACAGAAAUUUUUGUUCCAUAUUUUACGUUUUUUGUUAUUAUUUUAUCCAAUGUUAUUAUUGGGUUAAAGUUGAACGCACGGUCCCAAUGGUUGAAUUCUGUGUCUCACACGAAUAACAAAAAAGACAACGCCGUGUCGAAUAGAGAGAAACGUGUUGUUCUAAUGUUGAUCGUCGUCUCUGUUAUUUUCAUCGUCUGCCUCAUUCCUCAGUCAGCAAUACUGACAGCACUCAUCCAGGUACAGGAUCUGGGUAGUGGGGGUCGGUAUUUUGACGUGUCUAUGUUGUGUUACAGUAUCUCUUACCUGAUGGAGGCCGUGUGCUCUAGCGUCAACAUCCUGGUCUACUACAAGAUGAGCAGUAAAUACAGGAAGACACUGUGUAGGUUUUUUAAAUGCUAUUACUAA